Molecule: messenger RNA, 3400 nt
Organism: Heterocephalus glaber (naked mole-rat)
Lineage: Eukaryota; Metazoa; Chordata; Mammalia; Rodentia; Bathyergidae
Gene: Sstr3
Product: somatostatin receptor 3
Biological process (GO): neuropeptide signaling pathway
Cellular component (GO): neuron projection; plasma membrane
Molecular function (GO): neuropeptide binding; somatostatin receptor activity
Source: RefSeq, a predicted model, not a curated record
AGUAGCUGACUGCUGAUCCGCUGCCCUGGGCCAUGGACACCCCUGGCUAUCCCUCAUCGGUGGUCACGACCUCAGACCCUGGCGAUGCCUCCUCAGCCUGGCCUCUGGAUACCACCCUGGGAAACAGGUCUGCAGGCCCGGGCCCGGCAGGGCUGGCUGUCAGCGGCAUCCUGAUCCCGCUGGUCUACUUAGUGGUAUGUGUGGUGGGCCUGCUGGGCAACUCGCUGGUCAUCUAUGUGGUCCUGCGGCACACAGCCAGCCCGUCGGUCACCAGUGUGUAUAUCCUCAACCUGGCGCUGGCCGACGAACUCUUCAUGCUGGGGCUGCCCUUCCUGGCCGCCCAGAAUGCACUGUCCUACUGGCCUUUCGGCUCCCUCAUGUGUCGCCUGGUGAUGGCUGUGGACGGCAUCAACCAGUUCACCAGCAUCUUCUGCCUCACUGUCAUGAGCGUGGACCGAUACCUGGCUGUAGUGCACCCUACGCGCUCUGCCCGCUGGCGCACGGCCCCAGUGGCCCGCAUGGUCAGCGCGGCCGUCUGGGUGGCCUCAGCCGUGGUGGUGCUGCCCGUGGUGGUCUUCUCGGGUGUGCCCAGGGGCAUGAGCACCUGCCACAUGCAGUGGCCUGAGCCGGCGGCCGCCUGGAGAGCUGCCUUCAUCAUUUACACAGCCGCACUGGGCUUCUUUGGGCCACUGCUGGUCAUCUGCCUCUGCUACCUGCUCAUUGUGGUGAAGGUGCGCUCCGCCGGGCGGCGGGUGCGGGCACCCUCGUGCCAGUGGGUGCAGGCACCCUCAGGCCAGAGGCGGCGGCACUCUGAGCGCAGGGUCACACGCAUGGUGGUGGCAGUGGUAGCGCUGUUCGUCCUCUGCUGGAUGCCCUUCUACGUGCUCAACAUUGUCAACGUGGUGUGCCCGCUGCCUGAGGAGCCCACCUUCUUUGGCCUCUACUUCCUGGUGGUGGCGUUGCCCUACGCCAACAGCUGUGCCAACCCAAUCCUUUACGGCUUCCUCUCCUAUCGUUUCAAGCAGGGCUUCCGAAGGGUCCUCCUGCGGCCAUCCCGCCGUGUGCGCAGCCAGGAGCCCCCCACGGGGGCUCCAGAGAAGACAGAGGAAGAGGAUGAGGAUGAGGGUGGAGAGGGGGAUGGGGGGGAGAGGGAGGGGAAGGAGAGGAAAUGGCAGGAGCUGAAUGGUGGCCGGGUGAGCCAGAUCACACAGCCUGGCACCAGCAGGCCAGAGCGACUGCCCAGUGCGGCAGCAGGCAAGGAGCAGCGGCCCCUCCCCCAGGAGCCCUCUGCUGGGGAGAAGUCGGGCCCCCUACACAUCAGCUGUCUAUAGGGACCAGGGAAGGAGCUGGCCCGCUAGGAAGGGCAGAGGCCAUGCAUGCCGCCACAUGGGACGAUCAGAGGCCUGGGCUCUGAUCCUGUUAUUACCAGGAUUGUUGUGUGACCUCGGCAGGUCAGUUGCCCUCUCUGAGCCUUGUUUUCUUCUCUGUGACUCAGGGAUGGGAAUAAUCAGCCCGGAUAGGCUCUGUCAGAUGAGAAGCAUGGACGGCAUGGCUGCCAGGCUGACCUUCCAGAGUGGGGCCCCGGUUAGGGGAUGGGCUCUGACUGGCUGGGAGCUCAGAAGAACAGUCCAAGGCCCGGACUUCCUGGGCUCAGUCUGGGACACUGGGGGCUGAACUGGAGCCCGAAGAAGAAAGUUGAACGUGGCGGGGAGGAGGGUAUGGAAGGCUCAGGUCCCAGCUCAGCUCUCCAUGGCCACCGUGAGGCUCGGGCUGGUUCGACUCCUCUAGGCCUCCACCUCUGCCCCCUGCACACUCUGGUGCCCUCCAGGGCCCACGGGCCCAGACAGUCUCUCUGGAAACCUCAUGGAAAUCCCAUGCUCCUGGACGUGAGGAGGAAAAAGAAGCAGAUUUUCCAGCAAGUGAAUUAAAUCUUGCUUCAGGGUCUCUUACUGCUUGGGUCCUCUGGGGGCCCCACACUCAUUUUGUAUUUGUGAUUUUGUAUUCCUUUUCUUAGAGAGGGCCCCAAAAUGCAUAAGCUUAGUCUAGUUGGGCCCCUGUUGAGCUCAGCCACCUGAUCCCCAAGGCAGCUAGCGUCCCAGGGCUCUCUGUCCCAGAGGGCUCCCUAGGUAGGUUCUUGAGGGCUCCAGGAGCCUCCUGUCCCUCUCCUGCAACCUGUAUCCUCCCCACUCUGAGACCAGGUCGGGGCUGGCAUCUGCAGGCAGACACGGAAAGGCAGUGUCUAAAGAGCAGAGUGAGGGACAGAGGAAGAGGAAGAAGAAGCAGGAGGAGGAAAAAGGAGGAAAGGGAAAAGGAGGAGGGGGAGGACCGAUGUCUUUAAUGACCUUGGAGCUAACCCUGGCCCCACUGAGCUGAACUCAAUUGCUGUAUCCAAGGACCAGGGCUGACUGAUGCCCUGCCCAACUUGUCUCUAGAAAAGGAUGUGACAGGGGAAGCAAAUGUCCCCAAAGGUACAGGGCCAGUCCCUGUUGUGCUGGUAAGGCCAGUGUGGCCUUGACAGAGAUCCGGGUACUGGACAUUGGGAGGGUGAGCCUCUCACGUGGGGGUAUCAGGUCCUUCCAUCCCCCCACCCUCUACACUCCCAGGGGCUUCAGUAGGACCAUGGGGUGCACUGUCCAAGGCUGGCCGGGACACCUUGCUGAGAUGACUCCUUAGAGCCACAAGGAGGUGGCCCUGGGGCAGAGGGUACUUCUGGCCAAGCACCCCCACUCCACCCCCACCUCUCUGAGGGGAGGGGGUCCUCAGGGAAAGCAUAAGAACCAGAAUUUUGGAGACUUGGGUCUUCAACUCACCUCAGGACCCUUGACCAGCUUUGACCUCUCUGGGCCUCCAUUUCUCUGUCAUAAAAUGGUGGAUGCCCCAGCCUGCCUGCCUCCUGGGAUUUGGGGACAGAAGCAGCCAUACCGAGGAGACAGACAGUCACUGAAAUGGGUGGGCUAGGGCAGCUCAGAUGACAAAGUGGAAGUGCCCUUCCUAUCCCCAAGCUUGGCCCACACCUCUCUCCUUCAUCAAGUGGCCUCUCUGGGUCCAGCUCUUAAGGGUGAGGCUGCUUCAGGCCUUUAGAAAUGGGGGUAGGGGAGGCUAAGGGCCAGGGGCAGGGCCUGGGGACAGAGCAGACUCCUCAGAGGGGAAAGAAGGACAUAAAAACAAACUCAUGUAGAGGCUGCAGGCCUGAGGUCCAGCUCUGGUGGGGUGUGGAGCUCCUCUGAAAAGGACCGAGGGGUCAGACGGAGAAAUUGCCCCUGGCACUCUAGCCGCCCCUACUUUCCUGACUCCUGGGCAGUGAGCAAUGUGUUGCAAGGGGAGCAGGAGGCAGUUUAGGAAAUCCUUUGCUGCUUCUGCCCCUAGCUCUUAUCAAUAAAGAUGGUGACACAUGACAACA